This is a messenger RNA of Hemibagrus wyckioides, 6095 nucleotides long. It is a transcript of the gene abcc8b, whose product is annotated as ATP-binding cassette, sub-family C (CFTR/MRP), member 8b. Gene Ontology annotation, biological process: transmembrane transport; potassium ion transport. Lineage: Eukaryota; Metazoa; Chordata; Actinopteri; Siluriformes; Bagridae. The coding region runs from base 106 to 5022 and encodes 1638 amino acids. Gene Ontology annotation, cellular component: membrane. Gene Ontology annotation, molecular function: ATP binding; sulfonylurea receptor activity; ATP hydrolysis activity. The record is from RefSeq and is a predicted model, not a curated record. The transcript is spliced from 41 exons.
UUAUGGUUGACAGAGACCUUAUAAUCCGCGGGGAAUAGAAGCUCCAUCAGUGCUGUAGGUGGAUGUGUCUCAGUACAUGGUGGAGUUUAGGAAACACAGAGCAAGAUGCUUCUCUCCAACAUCAUGCACGGAUACAGAGCGACUCCAGUCUCCAACAGCACCCUGUCUUUCUGUGGUACUGAUAAUUCAUCUGCCUAUAAGGUGGAUAACGGGCUUCUGAAUAACGGCUGUUUCCUGGAUGCCCUGGGGCUUGUUCCACAUGUCUUCCUUCUCUUCAGCACUUUCCCCAUUCUCUUCAUUGGUUGGGGCAGCCAGAGCUCUAAGGUUCAUAUCCAUCACAGCACAUGGCUACACUUUCCUGGCCAUAACCUACGCUGGUUGCUCACAGCCGCUUUGUUAUUUGUGCUGGUGUGUGAGGUUGCUGAGGGGAUUGUCUCAGAUGGGUUUAACCAGUCUCACCACCUCCAUCUUUAUAUGCCGGCUGGACUGGGCAUUCUGGCAGCUAUAACCUCCAUAGUCUACUACCACAACAUAGAGACCUCCAAUUUUCCCAAACUUUUAUUAGCUCUGCUUAUCUACUGGAUUUUGGCCUUUGUCACCAAAACCAUCAAGUUCACUAAGUACGAUGAGCACGGAAUCGGCCUGGGGCAGCUGCGCUUCUGCAUCACAGGCUUGCUGGCUUUAAUCUACGGCCUGCUGCUGACUGUGGAGAUCAGCGUUAUCCUGCGCAGGCGGUACAUUUUCUUCCCAUAUCCGACUGAGGUGAAACCUCCUGAGGACCUGCAGGACCUUGGUGUGCGUUUCCUUCAGCCUUUUGUCAACCUGCUGUCCAAGAGCACGUAUUGGUGGAUGAACACAUUCAUCACAUCAGCACACAAACGUCCCAUCCACCUCAAAACCAUUGGCAAGCUGCCCAUAGCUAUGAGAGCUCUCACCAACUACCAGAAGCUACGGAAGGCCUUCAGUGCCCAGAAGGAGAGAGGCAUAAUCCAUGCACGAGGCCCACGGCCAAUUUGGUAUGCUCUGAGGCAGGCAUUUGGAGGUCCCCUGCUCCUCAGCAUCACUCAUCGUUUCCUCGCUGACCUGCUGGGCUUCGCCGGACCGCUGUGCAUCUCUGGCAUCGUCCAUCACAUCAGCCGUGAUAAUCACACCAUUAAGCCACCGGUCAAGCUGCUAGGCAUCCAGUUCAUUUCUUCUCAGGCAUUUUUAGCCAAUGCCUAUGUGUUGGCAGUGCUGCUGUUCCUAGCUCUGCUUCUUCAGAGGACAUUCCUGCAGGCCUCUUAUUAUGCUGCUAUAGAGACUGGCAUUAAAAUCAGGGGAGCCAUACAGUGUAAGAUCUACAAUAAGAUCAUGUGUCUGAGUACGUCUAACAUGUCCAUGGGAGACAUGACCAUCUCUCAGAUCUGCAAUCUGGUGGCCCGAGACACGGAGCAGCUCAUGUGGUUCUUCUUUCUGUGUCCAAACCUGUGUGCCAUGCCAGUGCAGAUCACUACUGGUGUCAUCCUUCUGUACUAUUUACUGGGGAUCAGUGCUCUGAUUGGAGCUGCCGUGAUCGCUGUUCUCGCCCCAAUGCAGUACUUUGUGGCUACACAGCUUUCGCGAACACAGAAAAGUACACUGGAGUACUCUAGUGAGAGACUGAAAAAGACUAAUGAGAUGUUGAGAGGCAUUAAGCUGCUGAAACUCUAUGCCUGGGAGCACAUCUUCAGGUCCAGUGUGGAGGAAACGAGGAAAAAGGAGCUGACCAGCCUCCGAGCCUUCGCCCUCUACACAUCCCUCUCUAUUUUCAUUAACGCUGCCAUUCCAAUCACAGCAGUUCUUACAACGUUUGUAGUACAUGCCUAUGUACACAGCUCUACAGACACUGCUCUCUCUCCUGCCGUGGCAUUUGCUUCUCUUUCACUCUUCCACAUCUUGGUCACGCCCCUUUUCCUGCUUUCUAGUGUACUACACUCAACUGUCAAGGCGCUUGUAAGUGUGCAGAAACUUAGCGAAUUCUUUGCUAGUGAAGAGAUUGAACUCCAUCAAGAACCCAAAACCCCCACGCCAACUAAUACAAGCAACCACAGUAACAUAAAGUCAGUUUACAUGUUGCAGCUUCAAGCCUCAAAGCUGGUUAAGCGCAAGAACAAAGCCAAACAGGACAAGAACAGUAACAUACCACAACAGGAUCCGAACCCGAACAUGUCUGUUGGAAAUGAGGAGAACAUCUGUCUCAAGAUUGUGAAUGGCUACUUCACCUGGAUGCAGGGAUGUCCCACUCUGACCAACAUUGACAUAAAGGUUCCUUUUGGUGCAUUGACUAUGAUAGUAGGGCAGGUAGGAUGCGGAAAGUCCUCCCUACUCUUAGCUGCUCUGGGAGAAAUGCAGAAGAUCUCAGGAAGUGUCACAUGGAACAAAUUGCCAGAUCAGGAAGAGGAAGAGAAUAACAGACUGCUUGAUAAUCACGUUGCCGGCCCAAAAGCACCCGAAAAGAGAGGUUCGGUGGCCUACGCUUCUCAGAGGCCAUGGCUCCUCAAUGCCACAGUGGAGGAGAACAUCUUGUUCGACAUGGCCCCUAACAAGAAAAGGUAUGCAGAAGUGAUCGAGGCAUGCCAGCUGCAGCCUGAUCUCGACGCACUUCCCCAGGGAGACCAAACCGUGGUUGGAGAAAGGGUUUCUCUGUCUCUUUCUCAGGGAAUUAUUCUGUCUGGCGGCCAGCGGCAGCGCAUCAGUGUAGCCAGAGCUCUUUAUCAGCAAUCUAAAGUGGUGUUCCUGGAUGACCCAUUCUCAGCUCUGGACAUCCACCUGAGUGACCACCUGAUGCUGGAGGGAAUACUGAAGUUCCUCAGACAGGAGAAAAGGACGGUGGUGCUGGUCACACACAAACUGCAGUACUUACCACAUGCAGACUGGAUCAUUGCCAUGAAGGAUGGGACAGUCCAGACACAAGGCACCUUAAAGGACAUCCAGUGUGCCGAGCCUGAACUGUUUGAACACUGGAAAACCCUGAUGAACAGACAAAACAAGGAGAAUGCUGUGGAGCUGAAGAGGAAGAGUUUCCGGAGGAUGUACUCCAGAGACACACUUGCCACAGAGGAUGAGGAUGAAGCUGUACUGUGCUCUAUAUCUGUUGUUCUUCCCAUCAUUGCCUCCCCUGUGUGGACUAUUGGGAUAUCUCCAGCCUCUUCUCUUGUUGUCAGACAGGUUAAAGAUGGUUCCCUGUGUACGGAUGAGGAUAGCCUGACAACCGAGCUGCGUCAGAGGAACACGAUGCUGUGGGGCUCGCUGGGGACAUACCUGCGAACAGCUGGCCUCCUGCUGCUUUCACUGCUCAUUCUGUCACAGCUCACCAAACACUCACUCAUGCUGGCCAUAGACUACUGGCUCGCCUACUGGACGUCUCAGGCCAUCACAGCUCGUCUGGAUAGCGCAGAGAGGAACUGCACAUCUGCACAAAACUGUGUGUUGAGUCAUUCUCUGUACCUGCAGGUGUUUUGUGGCUUGUGUUUUCUGGGUAUCGUGUUAUGUUUAAUCACAUCUGUGGCCGUAGAGUGGAUGGGACUCCGGGUUGCACAGGAGCUCCACUGCAGCCUUCUCCGUAUCAUCAUCCUCGCUCCGAUGAGGUUGUUUGAGACGACUCCUCUUGGGAAUAUUCUGAACCGAUUCUCUGGUGACAUCAAUGUCAUUGAUCAGCACAUCCCAGUUACCAUGGAGUGUCUGAGCCGCUCCACUCUGCUGUGUGUGUCAGCGGUCGGCAUCAUAUCCUACAUCACACCAGUCUUCCUCAUCGCUCUGCUCCCACUAGCCAUCAUCUGCUACUUUAUUCAGAAGUACUUCCGGGUGGCAUCCAGGGAUCUGCAGCAGUUAGAGGACAGCACCCAGAUCCCCCUGCUGUCCCAUUACUCAGUGACCAUAGAAGGUCUCACCACCAUCAGAGCCUUUAGACACGAGCAAAAAUUUAAGAAGAAAUUUUUGGAGUACUCAGAUGCCAAUAACAUCGCCUCGCUUUUUCUCACAGCAGCCAAUCGCUGGCUCGAAGUUCGCAUGGAGUACAUCGGAGCAUUUGUGGUGCUGAUAGCAGCCGUGGCGUCCAUCAGCAGUGCCCUGUACAGUGAGCUCUCAGCAGGACUAGUGGGUCUGGGUCUCACGUAUGCUCUUAUGGUGUCAAACUACCUGAACUGGAUGGUGCGUAACCUGGCUGAUAUGGAGGUACAGCUUGGCUGUGUGAAGAGGAUCAGCAGUCUGCUCAACACGGAGCCGGAGAACUACACUGGGGAAAUGACUCCAGCCCAGGUUCCAGCAGGCUGGCCCAAAUAUGGCGAGAUCCAAAUCAAGAAUUUGAGCGUGAGAUAUGACAGCAGCCUAAAACCCGUCCUCAAGCGUGUCAAUGUUCACAUCAAACCUGGACAAAAGGUGGGGAUAUGUGGACGAACAGGAAGUGGAAAGUCUUCCUUUUCCUUGGCUCUUUUCCGAAUGGUAGACACAUGCGAGGGUCGAAUUAUUAUUGAUGGCAUUGAUAUUGCUAAACUGCCCCUUCAAACCCUGCGCUCCAAAUUUUCCAUCAUUCUUCAGGACCCCAUUUUAUUCAGUGGAACAAUUCGAUUUAAUCUGGAUCCAGAGAGAAAGGCCACUGACCGGAUGCUGUGGGAAGCUCUGGAUAUCGCUCAGCUCACCCCUGUGGUGGAAGCUUUACCUGGAGGACUAGAUGCCAUGGUGACAGAGGGAGGAGAAAACUUCAGCCAGGGGCAGCGGCAGCUCUUCUGUCUGGCCCGAGCGUUUGUGAGGAAGAGCAGCAUCCUCAUCAUGGAUGAAGCCACGGCGUCUAUCGAUAUGGCCACCGAGAGCAUUCUACAAAAAGUCGUCAUGACCGCGUUUGCAGAUCGGACGGUUGUGAACAUUGCUCAUCGUGUGCACACCAUCCUGGGCUCAGACGUGGUCAUCGUGAUGAAGCGUGGAGCCAUCCUGGAAUACGACAGACCCGACGUCCUGCUAGAGCAGAAAGACAGCAUCUUCUAUUCUUUCGUCAGAGCAGACAAGUGAGAAAGGAGACCAAGAGUCAUGGGGUAGUGGAGGAUGAAGAUGAUUUUUUUUUUUACUAUGAGCUGUAUAUAAUUUGUAUGAGAGAUAAUAUGAACUUUCCAAUAAUAAUAAUAAUAAUAAUGAAGUCUCCUAAUCAUUAUUCCUCUGACGGUCGGUACAAAUAAUUAUGAGAAAUAAACACAGACAGACAUAGGAAUUAGUGACAUUUUAAAUAUUUUAUUAGGGUAUAAUUUGCAGAGCUUAAAAUAUUAAAUCGCUUUUAACUUAAGUAUUAUUAAAAUACAUAAAAAUGAAAGCCAGAACUGUGUCCUGAAAAAAAAAGAAAGCCAAAACUAAACCAAAUGGGGGAGGAAAAAAAAAAGGAUAAAUAAAUUAAAAUGAAGAACAUCCAACCCUCUAAUGAGAGAAGCUCAACCUAAGAGAACUCUCUGAACAGUGAUGAAGGGAGGACUUUAAAAUAUCUUUCUCUCUCUGUCAUGUUUACAUACACCUUUUUUUUUUCCCUUUCAUUCUCUCAGUCACUCACUCACUCUGGAUCAUUUUCUCCAACAGUUAAAUACAUAAAGACUAGUUUUACAUUCUUUUGCCACUUUUCCAUUUUUUGAAAGUGUCCUUGCAAAGCGAGCCUGGGGCGAUACCUCGAUUCGGAGACGAUUCUGAUCUAAUUGUUCCCUUACUUGUUUUUCUUUUCUUUUCUUUUCUUAAUUAAACAUAGAGGGGAAUUGUGUACCUUUUAUAUAGGCUAUGGAACAAAGGUAGCAGACAAAAUGUCUUUGUCAUUGUGCUGCAUAAUGGAAAAGCACCAUGAAGCGAGGCCUUCGGAUUGGUGCUGCUUCCUAGAUGGAUCCAAUAUGGCCGCCUGCGGUAUGCUCCACUGCCGGAGGAGCACUGGUGGGGGCAUAGGGUAUGACUAGAAUAUCUAGAAUAUUGGGAGGGGGGCAGCCAUUGUGUAAGACACUGGAUUAAAGAGCAUCUUGGGUGGAAAGUAGUCAGACUUAAAGAAUUAUGAGUAAACAGUCUGGUCCUGAAGGUCUAAAAUUCACACUCGUUGUUAUGCCUCCAAGAAAAAGAAA